GCGGCGCUGCAACGCGCCCGGCUCAUGUCCGGCCCGAUGGCGCCCGGCACCGACAGGCUCAAGUCCUGCCAGUGUUUCUCAGCGGUGGCGAAACCUGUGAAGGGAGGCUACAUGUACCGUUACAAAAAGCGUUUCUUCGGCACCAACUGGCGGGAGGAGUACGCCAUUUUGUACGACGACUCGUCGCUCCUCUGGUACAAGAGCAAGGAGCGCAGCGAGCCGGAGGGAGCGCUGGUGCUGCGCUGCGCGCCCGAGCUGAUGGCGGUGGGCGUGUUCACGCGCGCCGUGCCGCGCCAGCCCGAGUUCCCGGCCGGCACGGACAUCCGGCGCGUGAUCGCGCUCGGCAGCAGCGUCAGCCGGCGCGUCCAGUGGUUCAUCUGCCCCUCCGAGGACGACGCCAACGCCUGGAUGACGGCCAUCAGCAAUACGCUGCCGCCGCCGCCCAGCCCGGUGAUGACCGAGGCCUGCUGCCCCCGCGCCUUCUCUCUGCCCGGACAGGUCACCAACAGCCUCGCCAAGUACGGCUCCGAGAGAUACGGUCACGACUCUCUGAGCCGACGCAGCCUGGGCGACCUGUGCACGGGGCUGAUGCUGGCCGGCGCCGUCACCGACUGGGGCCAGGGUCUGGGCUGGGGCUGCGCUCAGGGCUGGGGCGGGCCCGCCUCCGCCUUCGACCCCGGCUACUGCUACACGGACGCCGGCGCCGGCGGCUGCGCCGACGCCGACUACGACUGCGAGGCCGACUUCGGCGACUUCGGCGGCGACUUCGGCGGCUUCUGAGCGCCUGGACGGCCGUGGCUUACGGCCGGGGCGUGUCGCGCCCGUCAGGGGGCUUGAGGUGGCAGCGCAGCGGCCGGCCAGCGAGGGGCCGGGUACUGCCAGCGUCCGUCGCUUGGGACGGACGCCCCCCGGACUCUGCACCGCUUUCAGUGACGAACUGGACAGUAAGAAAGGGUUGUCCCGGAAGGCCAAGCUUCUCAUAAGCCUCCCUGCGAAUGGAAGCUCUUCAAAGACUCAGCAGACCCGCACUCAACAAAGCCCCAAUAAUCCCUUGACUCACGUGUUCUGUUUGUGUGUGGGUGGCUCCUGAGCCGAGCCGCCGCUGUUCCCCGACCAUCAGGUUAGCGUGUGCGACGCACGCCCUCCUUCCGGGCGGUAACAGCCCUCCUCAUGUGUUUACGCCUCCUUAUGCCAGUCCGCUCGAUGGCCACCGGGCGAGAAUCCCAUUACCUCGCCUCCCGGGGUCACAGCCCACAGGCUCGGGCGUGGCUUUGGACAUGCUGGCUGUUUUACACUCGGCACCACGCGUCUGCAAGUGGCAGUCACACGCGAGUGCUUUGUGCAGGACAGGGUUAUGCCGUUCCGCUCUGCGAUUGGUUACUGUGGGUGGCUAGUGUUCGUGCCAGCCAAUGGGAGUGCGACCUUGGCGUGGUCGUCCGGAGGGUCUACGGCAGGUGUCGCUGUGUUUGCAGUGCGGUGUUGCGCGCCUAUUGCGGUGAUGAGUCGGUGGGCUCACCCCCUGUAAUGACCUCGGACGUGACGAGAGAGCCACGACUCCGUGGGUGAGCUUUCCUGGUCGGCAUCCGACUUUGUGUACUUUCAUAAGGCGUUAUGCUGAAGCCGAAUGGCCGGGCAGGAAGCCCGCUAAUGCUUGUUGACUGGUUCCAUAUGCUUUGCUAGACGUUGUUCGAAUCGGAGGGGUCAGCAUCAUGCGGAUGAGAAUACAAUGCUAAUAGGUGAUGGUCUCUUACCAUGUUGCCAAUGUCCUGAUUUCACUAUUCCUUGUGGCAUGGUAAACAAGGUAACAGGAUCCAUCUAGCGCACUCAACGUAAUGAUUAAUGCUUGCAAACUACUGAUAUCUGGUUUCUUUGUCGCAGCGCCAAAAGUGUUACACACCCGGAACUGGUGUUUCGUGAGCAUACCCUUUUUGCCUUGGUUUAGUUGACGCCAAGUUAAAUCUCACCAGGUUCGGCAGUACCUUAGCUGUGCCGAUAGCUCAUUGAGUGUGAAACGCAUAGCUGGGCGCUUGGCAUGUUCAAUACAGCUUGUAUGCUGAUCUAAACAGGCUGUCUUGGUGUAUCUGUCGAACUAGGUCAAACAUGUCAGUCUGGGGUCCAUUAAGUCUGCUAUCUUCCCGUAACUUUGCAUACGUCAGCAGGAAGAAAAUUUGUUCAAUUCAAAGCAUGCUACUGCUUACUUUCACCAAGGCCAGUGCGUGACUCACCCGAGAUAAUCCCAUGACCUAUCAAGGCCUCGAGCCUCGGUAAUCUUAAACCUGGUAUAUUUUACGACAAGAACACGAAUGUGCGGUAAAAAAUAUACCAGCGUAGUCCAAAACUCGGUCUGACCUUCCAAGGCAAUCCUAAAAAACCAUAGUAGUGCCGGCCAUUUCAACUCAAGACAAAGUGGCGGUGUAAGUUUAGAUAAACUCUGUUUAAAAUUUAGUUUUAGAACACCUAACUGGUGGUGGCUUGACCUCAAUCUGUUUUGCAAAUAUCUAGGGUAUUUGUAAUAGCUCAUUAAUCCUUGUCCUGAUACCCGGAUCGAUGGUGACUAGGUCCUAAAUGUGCUCUGAGAAUGUUUAUCCCAUAUGCCGCGCUAUCACGUCAAACAUCUUAGAAGCCUUUAAAGCAUUUAUUCGGUGUGUUUUGACGCUGAAAACGUGUCCCUAGCAUUUCUGGCUUCUGAGAAGCGACCAUUUCUAAGGAUCAUUGCACGGAGCUCCAUAGCCGCCGCAGGCAGUGAGCGGCAACCGACGAUUUCGCGUAAUGCGCGAAAAACAGUCUACAAAACAGCGAAGCUGUACAUCAUGAACCGAUGCUCAAAACACAUAAUACUGCACGCACUGUAUUCAGAAUGAGAGACAAAAUAAGCUUUUGCUUAAAUUGCGUGUCGCUACAGGACAUGGUCUUGUGCAUAUAGGCACGUAAAUGGGAAAAGUGAGUUCUCAGAAAAAUUCGGCAUUUGAUCCGGCUUAGUAGAGUCCGCUAUUGAUCUAGCAAUAUUAAAGUCAUUACCGAUCGCGAGAUGCCAUUGAAACCAGUCCCCUGUUUUUGUGUAAGGUGUCAUCGUUUCUAGCUUGGGAACGGAAGGGUGUUUGUAUCGACUCCGCCCUAUCAGUCCGCAUUAUGAAAAACGGCGAAUCUAGGCGAGGGUUGAACGGCCAUCUAGCACCACAAGAAUUACGACUGGUGAGAGAAACCUGGUGCACUCAGUGCCAGGAGCGUCAUGCAAUAAAUUUGAAUGCUUACGGUCCAUGCUUCUCCUGUCUUAUUUUGCGGUUCAGAUCAUUCACGUUGCACAUGCCGUCACCCAGUUACAAGACCUGGUGAGACGUUGCUGUAAAAGUUGAAAUACACCUUGGUAAUUGGCUUCCAAACUUGCCUACAUUGGUUGUCACCAAUACUAAAAAAUUUUCAGGGUAUAACCAUUACUAAGAUGUUGAGAGGAUACAAUGAAGAGGAGGAACGCAGCCAACGCAGCAUAUAUCUUUAAGUCUGCACCUGUGCUGCAAAGCACAACUCAAAAAUGUAUUUUGAGAAGAGACUGUUUUUUGUCUCCCUUUUCUUCGACGCUGGAAAGAACCAAUUAAACUUUGAAACUCUUGCAGCCAAGUCAAUAAGCCUUAAGCCACCUCACAAACGUUUGCGCGAUGAAGGAAUUAAUUCUAUCUAGGAAUGAAACGUGGACGAAUGUCUAAGCCGAAUGUCACCCGUCUUUUUCUUCCCUGAAAAGCGCAUCUUUCGUAGCCUUGUGACAUUGUUUUUACAGAUGUUUUAUCUUUUAAUGGGCGGGAUAACAAUAAACAUUGCACUUGUGGCUCACGUUUGGGAACGGGAUUAAGGAAACUCCGAAAAUGCACACAUGAGGACGGCUAGGUUGGCAAAUUGGGGCAUGUUGGGAUUUUCUGCCAAUGGCCGCGCCAUCCAACAUCACGACGGAAUCGUUCAAAGAUGGGCUCAGAUUGCCGUUUGGUAGAAACGAACACACCCGAUUCUUAAAUCAAGUCACCACGCAGAUUGUUGGCCGUGGAGAAAACAAAGAAGCUUGUAUUUCGGGCACAAAUCCGUUUGCGUUGACAGUAGCAAACAAUUUGGUUGAACAGGAGUUAUCUUCUUUCCACAAUUUAUACAUACCUAUAUGGCAUUAUUGAGAAUUUCGCGAAGGGUCUACAAUGGCGCAUAUUCUGCUGGGCAGGAUUGCAGAGCUCAAAACUGCGGACGUUAAGAAUACCACGAAGGCUUACGCGAGCAAAAACAUAGAGACCGUGGGUGAUGGAAGAAAUGUGCAAAUUUGUAGUUUGAACUAAUCUCAACUGGGAAAAACACAUCUCCAUGUGAACCUUAAAAUGCUAAAACAAUACCAAACUGACGAGAGGAUCAAUGAAGUGCUAAAAACCUGGGUUUAACGAAAUGAGAGGACAAGCCAUCUUAACGCUGCUUGCGUGUCUAAAACUGGUGCAUUAUGUUCAAAAAGCUUAAUUGUGAAGACACACACAAAGAUCAAAGUGUGUAAUGCCGAAACUUCUCACUUCCUUUGUUUCAGCCUCGAUCUCUCCGGAAUUUCAUGGUUCCUUAUUUCCUGGCCACCAGGUGCCAGCCUAGUCCUAGUAUCCCCAUCGUACCUUUAAUGCUGUUAAGUCGCUAUAUGAACCAGCGCACGGUGAGAGCGUUGUUACUGUUUAGUGAUCAGUGUGGUGUUAUUGGGGGAUGCUCGACCUUGUUCGCGAGUUAUUACUUGCCCUCUGAGCGUGAACUAGUAAGAGGCUGACGUUUUGAUGUGUAUUGAUGUGCAUGUUGAAGCUGAUGAUGCGACUGCCCUACUGUUUCCUUACCCUGUGGCAGCUCUUAUGGCGCGUGUCUGCAAAGAUAAGCACUGUGAAGAUUGCUGGUUGGGAUGUCCGGGUUUGUAUCCGGAGCCACAUUAACCCUCAUUGCCUGUAAAGGUGAUUUUGCGAUUGGAAUCGAUAUAUGAGACACCCUGUCACAAAAGCACCAGCUCAUCACCAUCCGCACUACAGCUGAUUCCAAUGGGAGCAUUAGAAACGCUUAAUACUUAUAUGUAGGCAUUCCUUGGCCAUGUAAAGCCGUCCAGCAAAGUUCGGAAAAAGUCCUUAACGCCAACUUGCAUGCGCUUGUUCUUUCCUUGAAACACGUGCAAUCGUUUUGAAAAAGUGGCGUCGCUUCGCUGUAUAACUUACCCGUGUGUGGUUUUAAAUGGGCUCCACGAACCUUGUGUUGGAAUGCCAUGGAUGCUACAUUUUCGAUAUGCCAGUUUUCGAUCAAAUGGAAUUGUAUAAAAAGGUAAGAAUCUUGAUAAAUGCCGACAUGUACCUGCACCAAAAGUACGCGAUUUGCCGAGCGUUGGCCAUUAUGGAAGCGGGUUCUAUGAGAGACGAAUGUUUGUCAAAUACAUGGAAGU
Pollicipes pollicipes is the source of this 5422-nucleotide messenger RNA. RefSeq lists its product as uncharacterized. The record is from RefSeq and is a predicted model, not a curated record. Gene Ontology annotation, biological process: regulation of cell differentiation. NCBI's taxonomy places the organism in Eukaryota, Metazoa, Arthropoda, Thecostraca, Pollicipedomorpha, Pollicipedidae. Gene Ontology annotation, cellular component: membrane. The transcript is spliced from 6 exons. Bases 25 to 780 code for a protein of 251 amino acids.